AUGGUGAGGAGGUUAACCCACAAACGCUGGUCAGCAUCCCUCCUGUGGAAACCAAUUCCCUCAACAAAGAAAGUUGCUGGCUCAAAAUCCCAGAAGAAGAAGGUUAACCCACAAACUGUUGACCCUGAAACAGGCAGGGUAAAGCUUAGUGUCCGGAGGAUUCCUUCUUUAAACCUUGACAAUGUCUCGACUCAAUCCACUUCUGAAACUGAGAAACCAAGACGUAACCUUCGGAAAGUCUCGAGUCAUCCAGCAGAUUCAGUGCAGGAACAUCCGCAAAAUGAGCUUGAGAAGGUCAAACGCAGUCUGAGAAAGGUUCACAACCCUAAUACGGAGGGCACCAUUCAGUCUGAGGCUGACAGUGAGAAGCCAAAGUAUGGUCUUGAAAAGGUUUUGAGCUUUUCAGAUCAAAAUACUGCAGAGGAGAACAUCAGUGACUCCGGUGAGAAGAUAAAGAAAGGAACAACUGUCACUGUGUCCAAACUGCCUGAUAUAGAAGCAACUCUAGAACCACCAGUGGUGAGUGAGGCAAUUGAUUUGUUAUGUGAUGAUCAAACUGCAAUAGAAUCCCAGCCUCCAGAAAAUAGUGGAAAACAUGAGGGUAUUCCUGUGACAAAUGGAGAGUUAAGAUCUAGGGAAGAUAUAACUGUCAAUGAGAGUCAGAAAUCUGCCCGGACGGCUUCUUCUGCAGCAAAGCAGGAACGUACGAAGAAUGGGGUACAAAACAGACCUGCAGUGCCAAGUUAUAUGGCAGCAACUGAAUCUGCAAAAGCAAAACUGAAAGCACAAGGCUCGCCAAGGUUGGACCAAGAUGGAAUUGAGAAUCAGAAUCUCAGUAGGCGUCAUUCUUUGCCAGCUUCAACUAACAAGAAAACAAAUUCGCCGUCGCCAAGGGCACAGAGACCCAUACAGUCGGGUGGAAAAGGUGGAAACAAAAGCGAUAGAUCUAUGUUGUCAUCUAGAGAUGGAAAUGGUAAGAAAUGGAAGAACUCAAAUCUUAAUUUUUUUUUUUUAAUAUUUUUUAUCUUCCCAUGCACAAUUUUAAAGAAGCCCUCUAAGUUGGGGCCUAGAGGUGGUGUUGCAAAGAAGCCGGCUUACAAGCCACCGGAACCAAAUAAUCGGUUCUUUAGGAAGUGCUAUAACUGUGGUAGCAAUAGGCAUCGGGCUAGUGACUGCCACAAGCAAAAGAAGUCAUACAAGACUAAACCUCGUGCUCAUAUGGCAGAUUUACAAGUGCACUCCCAUGAGGAGGAGGAUAUGCACUUGUCUGCCGUUGUCUCUGAGGUGAAUCUGGUGAUGAUCAAACUGAGGUUUUAG
Molecule: messenger RNA, 1317 nt
Organism: Camellia sinensis
Lineage: Eukaryota; Viridiplantae; Streptophyta; Magnoliopsida; Ericales; Theaceae
Source: RefSeq, a predicted model, not a curated record